AUUAUCAGCGUGACGCUCUUCCUGCUGCACUGAUCUCAAAACAGGAAGUCCACACAAGAAAACACUGUCUCAUAGCUGUCGUGGGUUGUCGUCGUGUAAGGUCUGUCUUCAAUCUAAGGAUAGCACAAAAGACAGUCAUGGAGGGCUCCAAGUCCUCCGGCAGCACUACGCAGGUCAGCUUCGUGUGUCAGCGCUGCAGUCAGCCUCUGAAGCUGGACACCUCCUUCAAUGUUCUGGACAAGGUCACCAUCCACGAACUCAUAGCGCCAUUGGUUACAGUCACGCCGAGCAAACAGGCCGACAGCAGUGAAGGGGACAGUGCACCCGAGGAGACAUUUGUGGAAAGCAAGCAAGAUGGAGUCUCAAGAAAGUACAUCCCCCCAGCCAGGAUGAUGUCGACGGAGAGUGCCAACAGCUUUACAUUGAUUGGCGAGGCAUCAGACGGGGGCACCAUGGAGAACCUAAGUCGGAGGUUAAAGGUAACGAGUGACCUUUUUGACAUCAUGUCGGGACAGACGGAUGUGGACCACCCGCUGUGUGAGGAGUGCACCGAUACACUGCUUGACCAUCUGGACACGCAGCUCAACAUCACUGAGAACGAGUGCCAGAACUAUAAGAGCUGUCUGGAGCUGCUCUCGCAUCUGGAGGAGGAGGAGGAGUCGUCCUUGCUGGCGGAGCUGCACGCGCUCAGUGCGGAGGAGGAGGUGCUCAUCCAGGAGCUGGAGACCAUCGAACUGCAGCGGGAGGCCGUGGCCAAGGACCUCAGCCAGGGACGCGCACACUCCCAGCAGCUGGACACCGAGGAGCUACAGUACCAGAAAGAGUACUGUGAGUUCAAGCGGCAACAGCUUGAGCUGGACGAUGAGCUGAAGAGUGUUGAUAACCAGAUGCGUUACUGCCAGAUCCAGCUGGACCGCCUGAAGAAGACCAACGUCUUUAACGCCACCUUCCACAUCUGGCAUAGUGGGCAAUUUGGGACCAUAAAUAACUUCCGUUUGGGCCGUCUGCCGAGUGUUCCGGUCGAGUGGAAUGAGAUCAAUGCUGCCUGGGGUCAAACUGUCCUGCUGCUCCACGCCCUGGCCAACAAGAUGGGGCUACGCUUCCAGAGGUACCGCCUGGUGCCAUACGGAAACCACUCCUACCUGGAGUCCCUCACGGACAAGUCUAAGGAGCUGCCGCUGUAUUGCUCUGGGGGCCUGCGCUUCUUCUGGGAUAAUAAGUUUGACCACGCCAUGGUGGCCUUCCUGGACUGUGUGCAGCAGUUUAAAGAGGAGGUGGAGAGAGGGGACACCGGCUUCUGCUUACCAUACAGGAUGGACGUGGAGAAGGGGAAGAUCGAGGACACGGGCGGGAGUGGCGGUUCCUACUCCAUUAAGACCCAGUUCAACUCGGAGGAGCAGUGGACCAAAGCACUCAAGUUCAUGCUCACCAACCUCAAGUGGGGGCUCGCCUGGGUGUCCUCUCAGUUCUACAACCGCUAGGACAACCGGACACCCACUGCCUGUGUGUGUGUGUGAGUGAAACACUUGGACCUUUGUGCUCACUACAAUUACUGAAAUGCUAGAAUAAGUUAUGAUCAAGUGCCAGUGACCCAGGACAUUGUGUGCGUGGAUGCAGAAGAGACAGUAUGUUAACCACUCAGUAUAAUUUGCUAGAACUAUUUAAGUGACCCUACAUGGCUAGACUGACUCAUGGCCAAACAUGUUAGAAUUUCUCCGAGCACGGAGGACCUAAAAAGUAGUUAGAGGAAAGACCCCACCUCUGCCGCUGAGAAGCAGUGGUCACCAUGGCUGCUGUCCAAGAAGGCCCUUGGGAAAGGGACUGAUGCGAGUAAGUGUAGAUGUCAUCGCAGGAGAUUACCCCUAAACUGUUCAUUGUAGGAGACCUCUUAAAAGAGGGCCUUUGGUCAUUGGAAGAGACUGUCUAUCCCUACAACAGUAAAUCACUUUACAGAGGAAGCAACUGCUACAUACAGACUGUGUCCUGACUCAGUGAAGAUGCCAUCAUAAUGGAGUUGUCCAUCCUCUGGAUUUAAAGGAACACGCAAACGUUUGGGGAAAUUAGCUUGUAUCCUCUUAUCCAACUCCAACUAGACAGCAAAUAGGCUAAUUUCUCAAAAAGUUGCCGUGUUCCUUUAACUGAAGAAAAGAAAAUGGCCCUCAUGGUCCAUUAGGGUGCGAGUUAGAAUGUUGAUUUCUCAUUGUGUAUGAGUUCCCUCUGACAUGAUCUGUUUUUGAACACCUUACAAGUUUUGCUGUACCGUGCAAUGUUAAACUGUUCCAAUAAAGUUUGUUAAACUGA
Messenger RNA from Alosa alosa (allis shad), 2301 nucleotides. RefSeq names its product beclin 1, autophagy related (gene becn1). Bases 138 to 1481 code for a protein of 447 amino acids. Gene Ontology annotation, biological process: cellular response to nitrogen starvation; autophagosome assembly; late endosome to vacuole transport. The record is from RefSeq and is a predicted model, not a curated record. Gene Ontology annotation, cellular component: phosphatidylinositol 3-kinase complex, class III, type I; phosphatidylinositol 3-kinase complex, class III, type II; phagophore assembly site. The transcript has 12 exons. NCBI's taxonomy places the organism in Eukaryota, Metazoa, Chordata, Actinopteri, Clupeiformes, Clupeidae.